Molecule: messenger RNA, 955 nt
Organism: Pseudogymnoascus verrucosus
Lineage: Eukaryota; Fungi; Ascomycota; Leotiomycetes; Thelebolales; Thelebolaceae
Exons: 1
Coding region: 359-793 (144 amino acids)
Source: RefSeq, a predicted model, not a curated record
AUAAGUCCUGUUAACACUGAGCAUUUUGAGCCCAUCAUACUAGAACGCGUCGACCUGUUCGAAGAUCUCAUAGAAAUCGGCGAGGCAAAGAUAUCCACAACCCUCGGACAUAUCUCAGCCUUGUGAUUAUUGUGGCGCAUGGUCGCGGCGUAUAUCAGCACCUCAAAUCAAAGCAGCUUGCCAAUUUUGGUUAUCGUAUAAUGACACGACAUCGUAUUUACUGGGCUGUAUCUCGACCUUGGCUUUUGACUCAGCCGUCUUUCCUAUUAGGCAAGCUGGUCGCAGCUUAGCAACAGCUGAUUUCACGAUCCCACGGCACAAGUACAUACUGGCAGCAGGCCAAAAGAAAUAUACAAAAAUGAGUAAACCAUGGAUCGAUUCUCAAAUCAGCGAACUCAUCGCCGAGCACGGCACCGUCCCUCCCCCCUACAUCAAGCACCCCAACAUCCACCCCCUUGAAAUCUUCUGGCGCAUGGGCUCUGGCGAGAGCUACAUCAUGGUAUAUGGUACCUGGUGGGAGCGCCAAAAACCCUUGAUGGACGAGACGCAAAAGAUUGAAUAUUUCCGGCAAUUCCCGCCGCCGCCGCUGUGGCUGACUUGGAUGAUUGAUCUGCUGUGGGUGCCGGAGGAUGAAGAGAUGGAUUUAGAUCCUGAGGAGGCGGAUUACUUCAAGUAUUUCUUGCGCACGAAGGCGUUGGGGUUUGGGACGGAGGAUGAGUGUAAGAGGGCUUGGUUUUUGCAUAAUGAGGAGAUGGAAGCAGAAUUGGAUAAGGAGGAGGAGGAGAAUGAGUAGGGAGAGGUCACAGCAUAUGGCAGAUAUAGAACUUUACACAAGAAAAGGGUUCAAAAUAAUGCCUAGCACAAGACUGAGAAUAUAGAAUCCACCCCCUCCCCACAACGCAACUACAAAAGUAUCCCAUGUCGCACCCUCGGUAGCAAUCCCGAGCCUGACGCC